Molecule: messenger RNA, 779 nt
Organism: Marchantia polymorpha subsp. ruderalis
Lineage: Eukaryota; Viridiplantae; Streptophyta; Marchantiopsida; Marchantiales; Marchantiaceae
Source: the annotation of a GenBank genome assembly
CAGGAAACUUAUAGCUUGGAAUCAUCUCGAGAACUUCUAUACUUCGAAGUCCAUGGAUGUGGUACUUUUUGAGGCAAUCCAAGUAAAGUCGAUGAUGUCACAAUAUCACAACAUCAGACCCACCAACUCCAUCUGUGUUUCUAGUGUGGGGGGCGAGCAUAGCUUCCACCCUGAUUUCACAUAAUCCAUACAAUCGAUGAUGAUACCGACUGGGUAAGAUUACCAACCUGCAUAAGUUAAAAAUCGAUAUCGAGGCGUACAAAAGCUUGGAGCUCUAGAAGGCCAUGCAUCGUGGGAAGUUUCCAUCUUCGUCCUGCUACAAGUUGAGUUCUUUCCGUAACUGCCAGAUGAAGCGGCAAAGAAAGAGGGAAAAUUUUAAAUCCGAAUUUAAGCAUUUUCCUCCUCGGUUCGUGCAUUUCAGGUGAAGUUCUUCCUCUUUCUCGGUGCGCUUCGGGGAUCGAGUGCUCCCUGCGUCUGCAUAUGCGCUGUCAUAAUCGAGAGCUAGUCUCAUUCGCUCUCGAUUCGGCGACCCGAGGUGCGAGCACUGAAAAAGGCCAACAAGACCUGAAAAUAAAGCAUCCAAUGGAUUGGCAGUUCCAUCUCUUCGUUUUUCAAGAAAGGGGCGAACAGGACAGAUCAUGCGGAUCCUUGCUCUAUGCGCCUUCCUGUAACUCUGGGUUAUAGGUGAUGUCUGUCUAUUUAUUCGGACAUUUAUAUUAUCGUGGGUUGGAAGGAAUGAAUGUAUUUUUUCUUCUGCGGGCUUGAGAACGUGCAAUACC